Aspergillus affinis is the source of this 222-nucleotide messenger RNA. RefSeq lists its product as uncharacterized. NCBI's taxonomy places the organism in Eukaryota, Fungi, Ascomycota, Eurotiomycetes, Eurotiales, Aspergillaceae. The record is from RefSeq and is a predicted model, not a curated record. The transcript is spliced from 2 exons. Bases 1 to 222 code for a protein of 73 amino acids.
AUGCAGUUCUUGUACAUCUUCUCUGCUAUUGCCCUCAUCUCCGGCGCUCUUGCCUCCCCCGUCAACCAGGCUCGCGAUGAGAACACUGUCCUCGGAUACAAGGAACCCUGCAAGGCCGACGGCAGCAUCGGCUACUGUGACGCAGGCUACUACUGCAAGGCAGACAUCACCGAGGGUACCGGCAAGUGCUGCACCGAGGGUGCUGGCUGGGCCAUGUGCUAA